Molecule: messenger RNA, 2597 nt
Organism: Sardina pilchardus (European sardine)
Lineage: Eukaryota; Metazoa; Chordata; Actinopteri; Clupeiformes; Clupeidae
Product: leucine-rich repeat-containing protein 49
Exons: 18
Coding region: 174-2597 (807 amino acids)
Molecular function (GO): protein binding
Source: RefSeq, a predicted model, not a curated record
GCCUGCUUCACAGACACUUCCAUUUAAAAAAAAAAAAAAGAAAAGAAAACUUACCACUGCACUUUUGUCGCCGUAAUGAUUAGCGAAACAGAAAUGUAAUGCGAAUGAAGUGAUAGUAAGUACACUAAAGUGAGAGAAUCCACAUCUGCACUGGAUUCGAGAUUAGUGUCAGCAUGCGCUCACACAAACAUCAGACCAACAACGGAGGACCGUUCUUCAUGCCCACGGUUAAUAGCUAUAAAUUGCACCUUGCUGCAGUGAAAUCCCUGAUACCUGAGAGAGAUGUUCAAAAAACAUUUGAUUUUCAAGCAUGCCAUGAACUAACCAAAAAUAUGUGCAUGGAUUCACUGAAGAAAACACCAACCAGAUUAGACCUCCGCCAUCUUGCCCAGGCUGGCAAGAGGCCUCUGCAUGCGCCUCUGCUGGCAUUUGUCAAUGAGCAGAGGAGUCCUGAGCGCCAUCUGCCCGCCCCUCGAGCCUCAGGCCCUGGUCAUCCCACAUGGGAUGUCCAGUCUGUCCGAGCUAAGCCCCGGCGCCACACUCGCAGUGCUGGGGCUUCACACUCACACUCACACAACCCUCUUUCACACCAUCAGGCUUCAGGAGAGUCGACGGCGGCUGCGGCGGCAUUGGACAGCUCCCUGCCUGGCUUCCCCAUCGCUUUCCGUUCCCGUGACGACUGUGGAACGGAGCGUCUGGAUUUGGACAGGCGUGGACUGGUAGAGUGCCCCCCAGUGGUUGGUCUGGAGAAGCUGCGACUACUGAAUCUCCAGCACAACCUGCUGACCCGUGUUCACAGCCUGGAGCCGCUGAGACGUCUGGUCUUCCUGGACCUGUACGACAACCACAUCUCCGACCUCACUGGCAUCGCCUGUCUCGUGUCGCUUAGGGUACUCAUGCUGGGGAAAAACAGGAUUCAAAGAAUAUGCCACUUGGACAACCUGGCCAAACUUGAUGUACUGGACAUGCACAAUAAUCAGAUCUCUCAGAUGGAGAACUUGUCUCACUUGUCGGAGCUGCGGGUUCUGAACUUGGCAGGGAACCGCAUUUCUAGGCUGGAGGGGCUUCAGGGUCUGGACUCGCUGAUGGAGCUCAAUCUGAAACGGAACUCCAUCUCCUCUGUGACGGAGGUGGACCGGCUUCCAUGCCUGCAGCGCCUCUUCCUCAGCUGCAACAGUAUCAGCAGUUUUGAUGAGCUGGCCUGUCUGGGAGAGUCGUGCUCCCUGUGUGAACUGACCCUUGAUGGGAACCCUGUAUCGGAGGAGACAUGGUACAGGCAGGCUGCCCUGCGCUUAAUGCUGCAUCUGCGACUCCUGGACAUGAAACGUAUUACAGAGGAGGACAGACGUAUGGCUGGAGUUGUUGCCCGAAGAGAGGAUGAGAAGAAGAGAGAGACACACAAACAGGCCAUUCACAAGGAGAAACGGCGGCUGGCCAUUCGUAAUGCUGCCCAACAGUGGGAGGGGCUUAAGUCCUGUUUGGACCUGCCCACCCAGAACGGAUCGAAGGAGGAAGUGAGCCCAGAGAAUAGCCCCACCCACAGCUCCGCGCAGACCAAUGGGAUCGCUCAGGAUCCCUCUCCAGAUGAGCUCAGGCGGGUGAGCCCUAUCUUGGCUCUGGAACGUCCAGCAGUGAUCACAGACAACAGGCUACGCUCCAUCAGUCGUCCCAACAGCCCACGAGACCCAAGGUUGCAGGAUGCGGGCAGCAGCAGCGUGCAGUCCCUGUCCCUGUCGGAGAGCCACCUGGCGGAGCUGGACGGCGAGACGCUGCGUCUGUUUGGCGCGGGCGCGCUGGAGGCCCUGGAGCGCGGCUGGGGCGUGCAGACGGCCGCCGCCGUCACCACCAUCGCCUUCCGCUACAUCAACUUCGACGCCAUCGUCCCCACACUGCCGCGCAUCCGCGUCAAGUUCCCCAACCUCGCGCACCUUAUCUUCCUGGAGACCAACAUCAGCCGUCUGCCCCAGCUGGCUGCCCUGGCGCAGGUGCGCCGGCUGGACCAGAUCACCAUCCACCCCGAGGGCAACCCCGUGGUGGGCCUGAGCGUCUGGAGGUCCUUCCUGCUCUACCGCCUGCACCACUUCAACCUGCAGAGGCUCAACGGCGUGGAGGUGACCAUUAAUGAUGUCAUUGCGGCGGAGCGUCUGUUCGGAACGCUUGGUCACAUCGCUGCCACAGAAACACCACACUGCCGACUGCUGCUGCUGCUGGAGGAGAGCAGGAAGCGUCAGCUGCAGUUCCUGCUGGAGGGCCGUGGGCGGAGGGUGGGCCAGAGCCCUGAGGAGCUGAGGGAGAACGGGCGGCUGCUGGGGGAGGGCCUCAGCCGGGCACUCUUCAACUACCCCAGCAGAGACACCUGCAGCGAAGGACCAGAGGAGGGCGCCGCGGAGGCUCUGGCGCAGACGUACGUGCAGGGCCUGGUGCAGCGCACGGCCGAGACCAGCGCCAAGCGCGAGGCCCAGCACAAGCUGUGGCCCUCCAUGUUCGUGGAGCUGGUGAGGGACUGCGUGCUGGAGGUGCGGGGCCGCUCGGGGGGCCCCCAGCAGCAGAGCUACCCACAGGCCUGCCUCAGCAGACUCACACACGCCAACAAGUGA